Molecule: messenger RNA, 2922 nt
Organism: Eimeria maxima
Lineage: Eukaryota; Apicomplexa; Conoidasida; Eucoccidiorida; Eimeriidae
Exons: 3
Coding region: 1-2922 (973 amino acids)
Source: RefSeq, a predicted model, not a curated record
AUGCCUCGUCCUCGAUCAGAAGCAGCAGCAUAUAAGCUUCUAGCUCCGCUGCAGCGGCUGCACUGCCCUCCUUCUCAUGGUUUGCUGCUGCGGCUGCUGUCUGUACACUCGGAGGCAGCAGCAAGAUGUAAAUUACUCAGGGAAUGGAGAUCCUUAGGUCUACAAACCCUACAGGCUGUCAGGGCGUAUGAGGAAGAAAAGGCAGAAAGAUCACGCCGAGUGUCUCCGCAGGUUUUUCUUGCUGCAGUGACUCGAGAGAGGCAGCAGCAGCAGCAACAGCAGCAACAGCAACAGCAGCAGCAACAGCAGCAAUUGCAGCACCAUGUACAGCAGCAGCAGCAGCAGCAGCAGGCAGACCUGCGCCAGACUGAUGAAGCAAAGCUAUCAAAGCCACCACAGGGUUCGACUGCAGCAGGAGCAGCAGCAGCAGCAGCAACUGCAGCAGAUGCAACAGCAGCAGCACCGGACAUGACAGCAGCAGCAGGGGAUACAGCUGCACCAGCAGGAGAUGCCAACGCACAGCCUGCAGCAGCAACAGCAGCAGCAACAGCAGCGGAUGCAGAAGCAUCGGCAGCGGACGACUCUUCUGCUGCUGCAUCCAAGCCCAACAGCAGCAGCAGCAGCAUCAGCAGCAGCGAACCAAAGGAGCAAGAGCAGCAGCAGCAGCAGCAGCAGCAGCAGCAAGAGAAGCGCGAUUUACCAUCUGCUGCUGCUGACAGCAGCAGCGAAUCACCAACCAACAAAAACAACAACCCCACCCCCACGACCGCCACAACCACCGCCAUCAACAGCAGCAACAGCAGCAACAGCAGCAGCAGCAGCAGCAGCAGCAGCAGCAGCAGCAAGACAGAUGAGGUCCAACUAGAGGCCCAGCUGUGGAAUUUUGACGUUCAAUUGAAUGUGCAGCAGCAGCAAGUGCAACCGCAGCAGCAGCAGCAGCAGCAGCAGCAGCAGCAACAGCCGCAGCCACAACCGCAGCCGCAACCGCAGCAGCAACAGCAACAACUGCAGCAGUUGCACCUGCAACAGCAGCAGCAGCAAUUGCAACUGCAGCGGCAGCUGCAUGCACCAUUCGCAGCAGCAGAAGCUGCUGGCUUCCAGGCAGCACGGGCUAACCCGCUGCUGCUGCAGCACCAUCAGCUGCAGCAACAGCUGCAGCUGCAACAGCAGCAGUUGCAGCAACAGCAACAGCUGCAGCAACAGCAGCACGCAUUAGCCUUAGCGGAUCCGUCUGUGCUGUCAGCAGCAGGAGGAGCAGCAGCAAAGACACCAGCAAAGAGGAAGCAUUCGCGAGGCAGCGGCUCAACAGCAGCAGCAGCAACAACAGCAGCAGCAACAACAACAGCAGCAGCAGCAGCAGCAAACAGAGACAUGCACUUCAGUUGGCUUGCUGCACAACUGCCAAAGGUCAAGGGAAUUGUUUAUGAUGCUGCUGCUGCUGCUUGGACAGUGCGUCUAGAGCCGCAGCAGCAGCAGCAACAGCAACAGCAGCAGCAGCAACAGCAACAACAGGAACAAACACAGCAGCAGAAGUCCCAGCAGCAGCAACAACAGCAGAAGCAGGAUGACGGGGCAGCAGCAACUGCAGCGACUCGCGGCUCUUCUGAAACAUCAGCAGCAACUGAUGCUCCAACCAGCAGCAGCAGCAGCAGCACCAGCACCAGCAGCAGCAGCAGCAGCAGCAGCAGCAGCAGCGGGACAGUUCAUUCCUUUAGUGUAGGUUUGUAUGGAUUUGAGGGGGCAUGGCAGCGUGCAUGCGAAUUUAAGAAGGCAGCAGCAACAGCAGCAGGAGCAUUAGAUGUUGCUGCUGCUGUUCAAGCUGCUGCUGAUGCUGCUGCUGCACUACGUGCGCAUGUAGACUUAUCUGCAGAGGCUGCAUGCAGCAGCAGCUCGCCGCCUUCUCUUGCAGCAGCAGCAGCAGCAGCGGCAGCGGCGGCAGCAGCAAGCGGCAGCAGCAACUACUUGCUGUCCUCCAAACGUCUACGCCUCGAUAACAGCAGCAGCAGCAGCAGCAGCAGCAUCUUCCAGCAGCUCCCUUCAGCAGCAGCAGCAACAGGGGUACCGGACAACUCUGACGCGGCAGCAGCAGCAGCAGCAGCCGCUGCUGCUGCUGCUGCUCUUAGGAGACAGUCAUCCACAGCAUUGCUGCAGAAACAACCGUCAUCGUUUCUGCAGCCCCCAUCAGCAGCAGCAGCGGCGGCAGCAGCAGCAGCUGCUGCUGCUGCUACAGGAGGGGGUGCUUUCUUUGGGCCAUUCCUCCCUAGUGUAGCAGAGCAACAGCGUGCAGCAGCAGCAGCAGCGGCUGCAGCAGCAGCAGCUGCGCCCGAUGCGCAGCAGCGCGUUGCAGCAGCUGCGGCACAGCAGCAGCAGAGGUUUGCUGCAGCGCAGCAGCAACAGCUGCCGCUAAAUCUGCGUCAGCAGCUGCACCAGCAGCAAUUGCUGUUGCUGCAGCAGCAACUGCAGCAGCAGCAGAUGUUGCUGCAGAAACAGCAGCUACAGAUGCGACUGCAGCACGAUAUAGCAGCAGCAGGCAGUGACGGGGCGCAGCACGAGCUCCAGCAGCAGCAGCAACUGCACUUGCUGCAGCAACAGCAGCAGCAGAUGCAGCAGCAGCAGCAGCUGCACUUGCUGCAGCAGCAGCAGCCAUGGCUCAUGUUGCAGCCGAAUACUUUCUCCGCAGGUGCGCAGCAGCAGCUGCUGCUGCAUCCACUGCUGCAGCUGCAGCAGCAGCAGCUGCUGCAGCAGCAACACACAGUGCAACAGCAGCAGGCACGACAGCAGCAAACGCUGCAGCAGCAGCCUCUGCAGCAACAGCCGCAGCAAGAUGCCUCUCAGGCACUGCUGCUGCGCCGGAUGCCGCAGCAGCAGCAACAACAGCAAAAACAGUCGCAGCAGCAGCAGCAGCAGCAGCAGCAGCAAUAG